Messenger RNA from Colletotrichum destructivum, 771 nucleotides. RefSeq names its product Putative Methyltransferase domain-containing protein. The transcript is spliced from 3 exons. The coding region runs from base 1 to 771 and encodes 256 amino acids. Gene Ontology annotation, molecular function: methyltransferase activity. Lineage: Eukaryota; Fungi; Ascomycota; Sordariomycetes; Glomerellales; Glomerellaceae. The record is from RefSeq and is a predicted model, not a curated record.
AUGGCCUCAGCCCGGCCCCAGCCCACAUCCCUCGCGGAACUGAACCGUGUCUUCUGGGAUGCCAACGUCGACACCUUCUGGCAACAAGACUGGCUCAAGACCUUCGUCGAUCAGCUCACCCGCUUCCUCCGCACGCAGGCGCCGAACCUAGGCCUUCGGCCACGGGACCCGGCCAACCCCGUCCGGCUCCUAGACUAUGCCUGCGCCUAUGGCGGUGCCUCCUGGGCCCUCGCGCCCUUCGUCGACGAGAUCCUCGGCAUUGACGUCGCCCCCGCCAUCGUGGGCCGCUUCAACGACUGCGCGGCGAGGCUGGGGUACUCGCCCGCCCAGGCCCACGCCGUCGCAGGGGACCUGACGGCUGACGGGUCGCUGGCCGCCGAGGCGGGGUUCGAUGUGGUUAUAAUAUCCAUGGCGCUGCAUCAUCUCGAAGAUCCAAAGCGGAUGAUGGAGCUGCUUGCACGGCGGGUGAGGCCCGGGGGCGUGCUGAUUGCUGUGGAGGGUGUGAGUGCCAUGGAGACACAGUCGGAGGCCGGAAACCUGGACGGCGAUAUCCAUGGGAAGUUCGAGCAUGAGGUUCUCAAGACCACCAAUCGGCACGUCGUUUAUAGUGAAGGAUUGUUCUCCGGCUGGUUUGAGGAGGUCGGGUGUGACACAGAGAAGUUCCUGUAUAUCGAGAACGUGGAAGUCAGUCACAUCCCGGAGAACAUUGUCGGGAAGCCUGGGGGGUUGAAUAGGAGGAUGGUUAUUGCCGCUUCGGUGAAGAGCGGUUAG